This is a messenger RNA of Saccharomyces eubayanus, 3279 nucleotides long. It is a transcript of the gene GDH2, whose product is annotated as glutamate dehydrogenase (NAD(+)). The coding region runs from base 1 to 3279 and encodes 1092 amino acids. The transcript has a single exon. Gene Ontology annotation, cellular component: mitochondrion. The record is from RefSeq and is a predicted model, not a curated record. Gene Ontology annotation, molecular function: L-glutamate dehydrogenase (NAD+) activity. NCBI's taxonomy places the organism in Eukaryota, Fungi, Ascomycota, Saccharomycetes, Saccharomycetales, Saccharomycetaceae.
AUGCUGUUUGAUCAUAAAAAUCGCAGUGCUUUAACAUCAUUGAACACCCCUGAUAUUGCCUCUUUGUCGAUAUCUUCGAUGUCAGACUAUCACGUGUUCGAUUUCCCCGGGAAGGACUUACAGAGGGAGGAAGUCAUAGAUUUGCUAGACCAGCAAGGUUUUAUUCCGGAUGAUUUAAUCGAGCAGGAAGUGGACUGGUUUUAUAACUCACUGGGUAUUGACGAUCUGUUUUUCUCCAGAGAGUCUCCCCAAUUAAUCUCCAAUAUUAUCCACUCGCUUUAUGCGUCCAAGCUAGAUUUUUUUGCGAAAUCAAAGUUCAACGGCAUUCAGCCAAGACUGUUCAGUAUCAAAAACAAAAUCAUCACUAAUGAUAACCAUGCUAUCUUUAUGGAAUCUAAUACUGGCGUCAGUAUAAGUGAGUCUCAACAGAAAAACUUUAAAUUUGCUAACAAUUCCGUCGGAAACGACACAUUGGAGCAUGCUAAGGAUACAAUUGAAAACAAUAAGACUCAAAUGAGUGAUUCUUGCCCACCUUAUGAAUUGGAUUCUGAAAUUGAUGAUCUUUUCUUAGAUAAUAAAUCCCAAAAAAACUGCAGACUGGUAUCCUUUUGGGCUCCAGAAAGCGAAUUAAAGCUAACUUUUGUUUAUGAAAGUGUUUUCCCCAGUGAUGAUGCUGCUGCCGUAGAUAUUUCUUCUCAAGAUUUGUUAAAAGGCCACAUUGAGUCUAUUAGUGAUAAGACCAUGUUUAAAGUCUCUUCUAGUGAAAACAAAAAACUGUACGGUCUUUUAAUCAAGCUAGUUAAGGAAAGAGAGGGCCCUGUUAUCAAGACUACUCGCUCUGUGGAAAAUAAAGAAGAAAUUAGAUUAUUGGUUGCCUACAAAAGAUUCACUACCAAGCGCUAUUACUCGGCUUUGAACUCUCUGUUUCACUAUUACAAAUUGAAACCUUCUAAAUUUUAUUUGGAAUCAUUCAAUGUUGAAAAAGACGACAUUAUCAUCUUUUCCGUAUACUUGAACGAAAAUCAACAGUUCGAAGAUGUUUUAGUUCAUGAUGUGGAAGCAGCAUUGAGACAAAUUGAAAGAGAAGCUUCUUUGUUGUACGCUAUUCCAAAUAACUCAUUUCACAAAGUUUAUCAGAAACGUCAAUUUUCACCCAAAGAGGCAAUUUAUGCUCAUAUUGGUGCUAUCUUUAUUAACCACUUUGUUAACCGCUUAGGUUCAGACUAUCAAAACCUACUGUCUCAAAUCACCAUCAAGCGUAAUGAUACUACCCUUCUAGAAAUUGUGGAAAAUCUGAAAAGAAAGUUAAGGAAUGAAACGUUGACCCAACAAACUAUUAUUAACAUCAUGUCGAAGCAUUACACCAUAAUCUCCAAGCUAUACAAAAACUUUGCUCAGACUCAUUAUUAUCACGAUAAUAACAAAGAUAUGGAAAAAACGCUGUCUUUCCAACGUUUAGAAAGGGUUGAACCUUUUAAGAAUGACCAAGAAUUUGAAGCGUACUUAAACAAGUUCAUUCCAAAUGAUUCUCCGGAUUUGUUAAUUUUAAAAACCCUGAACAUUUUCAACAAAUCCAUUUUAAAGACAAAUUUCUUUAUAACAAGAAAAGUGGCUAUCUCAUUUAGAUUGGACCCUUCAUUGGUAAUGUCAAAAUUCGAAUACCCCGAAACUCCUUUUGGCAUUUUCUUUGUUGUUGGUAAUACUUUCAAAGGUUUCCACAUUAGAUUUAGAGAUAUCGCAAGAGGUGGUAUUCGUAUAGUCUGUUCAAGAAACCAAGAUAUCUACGAUUUGAAUUCCAAAAACGUAAUUGAUGAGAACUAUCAAUUGGCUUCUACCCAACAACGUAAAAACAAAGAUAUUCCAGAAGGCGGUUCUAAGGGUGUUAUAUUGUUGAACCCAGGUCUAGUAGAGCAUGAUCAAACCUUUGUUGCCUUUUCUCAAUACGUGGAUGCAAUGAUUGAUAUACUGAUCAAUGAUCCUUUGAAGGAAAACUAUGUGAAUCUUUUACCAAAGGAGGAAAUUUUAUUUUUCGGUCCCGAUGAAGGAACCGCAGGUUUUGUGGAUUGGGCUACUAAUCAUGCUCGUGUCAGAAACUGUCCAUGGUGGAAGUCGUUCUUAACUGGUAAAUCCCCAUCCUUGGGUGGUAUUCCCCAUGACGAAUACGGUAUGACUUCAUUGGGUGUACGCGCAUACGUAAACAAGAUAUACGAAACUCUGAACCUAACCAAUUCAACCGUCUACAAAUUUCAGACAGGUGGUCCAGAUGGUGACUUGGGUUCCAAUGAGAUUCUCUUAUCUUCAUCGAAUGAGUGCUAUUUGGGGAUUUUGGAUGGUUCAGGUGUUCUUUGUGAUCCUAAAGGCUUGGAUAAAGAUGAACUACUACGUUUGGCUCAUGAAAGGAAAAUGAUUUCUGAGUUUGACAUUUCCAGGUUGUCCAAUAAUGGGUUUUUCGUUCCUGUAGAUGCCAUGGAUAUUAUGCUUCCAAAUGGUACAAUUGUAGCUAAUGGUACAACUUUCAGAAACACUUUUCAUACCCAAAUUUUCAAGUUUGUGGAUCAUAUAGAUGUUUUUGUUCCAUGCGGUGGUAGACCAAACUCAAUUACUCUAAACAAUUUGCAUUAUUUCGUUGAUGAAAAGACAGGAAAAUGUAAGAUUCCGUAUAUUGUAGAAGGUGCCAAUUUGUUUAUUACCCAACCUGCUAAAAACGCCUUGGAGGAGCAUGGCUGUGUCUUGUUCAAGGAUGCUUCUGCUAAUAAAGGUGGUGUCACUUCUUCAUCUAUGGAAGUAUUGGCUUCGUUAGCUCUUAACGAUAACGAUUUUGUCCAUAAAUUUAUUGGCGAUACUACUGGUGAAAGAUCUGCGCUGUACAAGGCCUAUGUCGUGGAAGUGCAAUCGAGAAUUCAAAGAAACGCCGAGUUGGAAUUCGGCCAACUAUGGAACCUAAACCAAUUGAACGGAACUCAUAUUUCGGAAAUUUCAAAUCAACUGUCAUUCACCAUCAACAAAUUGAAUGAUGAUCUAGUUGCUUCUGAAGAGUUAUGGUUAAAUGACUUAAAGUUAAGGAACUAUUUGUUGUUGAAUAAAAUCAUUCCAAAGAUUUUAAUCGAUGUUGCUGGAUCUGAUUCUGUAUUGGAAAAUAUUCCCGAAAGCUAUUUAAAGGUUUUGUUGUCAAGUUACUUAUCAAGCACCUUCGUUUACCAAAACGGCCUUGAUGUUAAUAUUGGAAAGUUUUUAGAAUUCAUUGGAGGCUUAAAAAGAGAAGCUGAAGCGAAUGCUUGA